UUUAGGUACCAUUUGUUUUGUCCGAGGUCUAUCGACAAAUUGUUAAGGUAAAAUGAACAUUUUACCCAAAAAACGCUGGCAUGUGCGCACCAAGGAUAAUAUUGCGCGCGUGCGCCGGGAUCAAGCGGCUGCGGCAGCGGAGGAGAAGAUCCGCCAGGACAAAUUGGAAUUCGCUGAAAGCGAGGCACGAAUUAACUUCCUGCGCCGGCAGUCGGGUUUGCCGGAAAAGGUUUCCUGUCCCAAGAAAUCCGAGGGAAAGCCCGAAUCCAGCACUGAGCCAACCAAAGGAGUGGAUCUCUUCGCAGACUACAAGAGUGCCGUGAAGACCACCAACAAGGACCUGGAGAAGGAGCAGAAGGAGGAGCAGGAAAAGUACGAGAAGCAGAUUGGCUACCUCACCUACUUGGGCCAGGACACCAAUGAAGCCCUGAAAGUGCGCAGCUGGUACGAGGUGGCACCCAAGAGGCCAGAAGUGGGGGAUCCCGCCGCUACAGAGGCUUUUCUCAAGCAAAAGCUAGCCCACGAUCCUCUGACCCUUAUCAAUGCCCUGCUGCCGCCGGAGAAGAAGGAUGCCAAAAAGGCCGUCAAGAGGAAACGUGAGAGGACACCCACUCCCCCGCCAGAACCUUCAAGCUCGCAUAAGCCCAAGAAAAGCAAGAAGGAGAAGAAGCACAAGAAACACAAGGGGCACAAGAGCAAAAAGGAAUCCAAGGAAACCCUUCUGGACGCCGAACGCCAAAAGCGAGAUAAGCUCGAAAGGCUGAGGAGGGAGCGCCUGCGACGGGAAACAGCAGAACGCCAGCGUUCCGAGGCCCUUUUUGCGCCCAAGGAGCCCGCCGUGACCGCCAGUGCAGCAUCCACGCCUGCUCCUACGCCCAGGAUUGUGCAAAAGUACAACAGCCAGUUCAAUCCGGAGCUGGCAAAGCAAAAUAUGCUUUAGUUUGCUACAUAAGUAGAUAAUUGUUUUGAAUUUUACAAUAGAAAGGGGAUUAUCUAUAAAAUUGUAAAUA
Molecule: messenger RNA, 1010 nt
Organism: Drosophila suzukii
Lineage: Eukaryota; Metazoa; Arthropoda; Insecta; Diptera; Drosophilidae
Product: leukocyte receptor cluster member 1 homolog
Source: RefSeq, a predicted model, not a curated record